AUGCUAGGUAUACACACUGCCCCAAAGGAGGAGCUGGCAACUUUCUCGGCCAAGCUGGUGUACAGAGUCCCGCUUAUGGUCCCAGGGGACUUCCUCCCGGCAGCACGUGGACAGCAAGAACCGCCCACGACCAUGCUGACGCGCCUCCGUGAGAAGAGUCUAAUCUUCGACAGUCUGACCAGCACUAGAAUGGAAGAGAUUUCUGAUCCUGCCAUUGGUGAUGUCAAUCAUCCUUCAAAUCAGCUACAGGAUAAAAGGGACCCCAAUUCUGAAGAAGACUGCGAUGAAGAAAAUCCAGGAACUAAGACUGAACGAGUGAAGAAGAAAAAUUACCAACGAUACCCAAAGCCUCCGUACACCUACCUUGCUCUCAUAACCAUUGCAAUCCUUAAUUCUCCAGAAAAGAGGCUGAAGUUAUCCCAGAUUCUGCAUGAAAUCAGUGUCCUGUUUCCAUUUUUCAAGGGGCAUUACAAAGGAUGGAAAGAUUCUGUCCGACACAACUUGUCUCUCAAUGACUGCUUCAUUAAAGUUUUGAAUGACCCUAAAAGGCCACAAGGGAAAGGGAAUUACUGGACGGUGGAUGUGACUCGCAUCCCACCCGAAGCAUUGAAACGACAAAACACCUCUGUCUCGCGUCAGGAUGGAAGGAAGUUUGCAGCCAGUUCCACGGCUUACAUCCAGGGUGGUAUUUUGGGUCUCUCCUCUUCUGAAGAAAACAGCAAAUCGGCAGCGGUGUCAGAAAUGCCUCGGCCUGUGAGAGAUUUCCCACAACAGGGCAGCAGUGGGUCAGAAAGUUCCUUCUCCAUUGACACCUUAUGGAACAGCUUGGAACCUUCUGCACCUGGGACCUCCAGACACUGUGCACAAAUAAAGUCAUCACAUGGGGAUGCGACCCAGCAGAGAAGAUCAGAGUUGAAUUUGUGGCAUCAUCCAGUGGCCUCCGAGAGUGUUCAAUGCUCUCCCAGUGCCCAUCAUAACAUCCACCUUCACUCGCCACUCAGCACUUCAACUUCCAGUCCUUCCUCCAUUGAGGGUGACACCAAUAUCUCCCAACAAGAAUCCCCAUGUAGGCAAGAGUCCAAGCGCCCAAGGUUAUCUGUAGAGUAUGGCAGCUCUACUCCUAUUUCCAUUUGGGACAAUCAUUGCUCCAACUAUCCAGAGUCAGAGCUUCCACUCAGACCCUGUGUACACUGGGAGCUACCAACUUCCUACACAAAAUACCCCCCUCCCAACGUAACGCUGCCACCCAGCAUGAGUUUACCGUACUCCACGUUCUUCCAGCACAACAACCCCUCAGGUAUGUUGUUCUACCCAUACAGGCCAACACAUUAUCUCAGCAGCCCCAGCUGGCCCUUGCUACCCAGCCCUUGCCCUUUGCCAUCUCUGCGGCCAUCGUCUGUGUUGGAUUUGGACAGAAUGUUUCAGGUUGUCCCACCAAAUAAAAGUGUCUUUGAUGCCAUGUUCUGCCCUGCUGGUGCUGGGAUGAUGCCAGGUCUGGUGCGGGCUCGCUACAUGCCCUUCAACUAUUGACCACCAACGCUCUAUAAAGACAGAAAUUAGUCGAAGCUUCUG
Messenger RNA from Amblyraja radiata (thorny skate), 1572 nucleotides. RefSeq names its product forkhead box H1 (gene foxh1). Gene Ontology annotation, cellular component: activin responsive factor complex. The transcript is spliced from 4 exons. The coding region runs from base 1 to 1530 and encodes 509 amino acids. Gene Ontology annotation, molecular function: transcription cis-regulatory region binding; DNA-binding transcription activator activity, RNA polymerase II-specific. Lineage: Eukaryota; Metazoa; Chordata; Chondrichthyes; Rajiformes; Rajidae. Gene Ontology annotation, biological process: transforming growth factor beta receptor signaling pathway; positive regulation of transcription by RNA polymerase II. The record is from RefSeq and is a predicted model, not a curated record.